Molecule: messenger RNA, 1285 nt
Organism: Mus musculus (house mouse)
Lineage: Eukaryota; Metazoa; Chordata; Mammalia; Rodentia; Muridae
Gene: H2-M11
Product: histocompatibility 2, M region locus 11
Exons: 6
Coding region: 1-1011 (336 amino acids)
Cellular component (GO): phagocytic vesicle membrane; lumenal side of endoplasmic reticulum membrane; membrane
Source: RefSeq, marked validated
AUGAAGACCUUUGUUACCGAGGCUCUCUUCCUGCUGCUGCAGGUUCUGUUGGCCAUGACCAGUCAUCCAGAUGGUACCCACUUUUUUGGCUUUUUCCAAACUCUCUUCACCUUGCCCUGGAUGCCUAAGCCCCAAUUCAUCAGUGUUGGUUUUGUGGAUGAUAUACAGUUUGAGAGAUUCAACAGCAGAAGAGAUGUUCAGAGGACAGAGCACUGUGCACCAUGGAAAGAUCAAAAGAAGCCAGAGUAUUGGAAGGAUAACACAGACCUCGUUCUGAGCUAUUUUCAGGAUUUAACAGAGAUACUGCAAAGGAUGCUCAAAAUCUACAACUACAGUCUAACUGGAUAUCACACAAUCCAGAGAAGGUAUGGCUGCUAUAUCCUGCCUCGAGGGUAUUUCAGAAACGGAUUCUUUGAAGUAGUCUUCAAUGACCAUGAUUCCAUCAGGCUGAAUGAGGACCUAAGCACUUGGACCCCAGUGGGCAAGUUUGCAGAGAUUCUCAGAGAAGAGUGGGACUCAUCAGGUUUUACACAAAAUGUGAAGAAUUUCCUGGAGGUUGAAUGUGUGGACUUAUUCCUCACAGAGCUGGAAUAUGGAAAGGAGAUUUUGCUGAGAACAGAUAUCCCCAAAAUACAUGUGAUCCGUAAGGUCAGACCUGAUAAGAAAAUCACUCUGAGGUGCUGGGCCUUGAAAUUUUACCCUGCUGAAAUCACCCUAACCUGGGAAAGGGACAAAAGCAAUCAAACCCUGGACAUGGAGGUCACGGAGACCAUGCCUACAGGGGAUGGAACCUUCCAGAAGUGGGCAGCUGUUGUGGUACUUUCUGGAGAAGAACAUAGAUAUAAAUGUCAUGUGAAUCAUGAGGGGCUGCCUGAGCCCAUCACCCUGAGAUGGGUGCCUCCUGAGCCCACCAUUUCCUUUAUGCAUAUUGUUAUUGUUGUGGUUCUUGGAGCUCUGCUUAUGGGAGCUAUGAUGACUUUGCUGAUAUGGAAGAGGAGGACUAGAGGUUAAGACAGAUGUGGUACAGAGCCAUUAAACACUGUUUCUGGCUUCUUCUCCCAUGGUGCCUUCUCUUUCCACAUCUGACUGUGACUAUGUGUCUGUCUCCUCUGAACACAGUGUAAGCAGCUCACAGGAAGAAGCCCCAUCUUGACUCUUAUUGUGUGUUUUCCUCAGUCAUCUCUCAUAUUCCCACACAGGCAGGACUGGGAAACCUCCAUCCCCAAUUGGAAUUUAUCUUUCACCAACCUAGCAUCUCAUGCUCCUGUCUUUUCUUAACUAUUAG